AACAGAUAAUUAAAUUUAGUUUAAGAAAGUAUAUAAUAAGUUGGGAUACUUCAUUGUACUAUCUUAUGUGACUGAAUUUUUGCCCUGCCCGGCAAACUGCAAACUUCAUUCCUUUCGCAUUAGACUGCAACAUUCUAUAUAAACCUUUCAUUCUUCAAUGUCUAACAUGUACCUUAGCAGCUUCAACUUCUUAGUGCAGUGCCUUUGUACCUCAACCACAAAUAUGGCUUUCAAACAUUUCAUGAUAGCUGCUCUGAUACUUUUAGGAGCAUGGGCUUGUCAAGCAACAUCGCGAACACUUCCAGAAGCAUCGAUGUUUGAAAGACACGAGCAAUGGAUGAUCCAGUAUGGUCGUGUGUACAAGGAUGAAGCGGAAAAGUCUGUGCGUUUUCAGAUAUUCAUGGACAAUGUCAAGUUCAUUGAAGAAUUUAAUAAGGAUGGUCGACAGAGUUACAAGCUGGCCGUUAAUGAAUUUGCAGAUCAAACGAAUGAGGAGUUUCAGGCCUCGAGGAAUGGAUACAAGAUGGCGGUCAGUUCAAGACCCUCUCAGACUACAUUGUUCAGGUAUGAAAAUGUGACUGCAGUUCCGUCUAGUAUGGACUGGAGGAAGAAAGGAGCUGUUACACCUGUCAAAGACCAAGGCCAAUGUGGAAGCUGCUGGGCGUUUUCAACAAUAGCUGCCACGGAAGGGAUCACUAAACUCAAGACUGGAAAACUGAUCUCACUCUCAGAGCAAGAACUCGUAGACUGUGACAAAACCGGGGAGGAUCAAGGCUGUGAAGGUGGCUACAUGGAAGAUGGCUUUGAAUUCAUUGUAAAGAACAAAGGGAUAGCUCUUGAAGCAUCUUACCCUUACACUGCAGCUGAUGGCACUUGCAAUUCCAAAGAAGAAGCUUCACGAGCAGCCAAAAUUAGCGGUUAUGAGAAGGUACCAGCCAACAGUGAGACCGCAUUGCUGAAAGCAGUUGCUAAUCAGCCGGUAUCAGUUUCUAUAGAUGCAAGCGGAGUUGCCUUCCAGUUCUACUCCAGCGGGGUUUUUACUGGAGAGUGUGGAACAGACCUUGAUCACGGUGUCACUGCAGUCGGUUAUGGGAAAACCAGUGAUGGCACCAAGUACUGGUUGGUUAAGAACUCGUGGGGCGCGAGCUGGGGAGACAGUGGUUACAUAAUGAUGCAAAGGGGUGUUGCUGCCAAAGGUGGCCUCUGCGGCAUUGCUAUGGAUGCAUCCUAUCCAACUGCUUAGGCCUCCUUAUACUCUGUCUUCUAUUCACCUAAAACUAUGUGUUAUGUGUCUAUGGGGCAAGCAAGUGUGAAUAUGUGAAUGUUGAACAGUGUAAAUACAGUUGAUUUUUACAUAAUACAAACUAUUAAAAGCAAUAACAA
Daucus carota subsp. sativus is the source of this 1383-nucleotide messenger RNA. Its product is annotated as senescence-specific cysteine protease SAG39-like. The transcript is spliced from 2 exons. Gene Ontology annotation, molecular function: cysteine-type endopeptidase activity. NCBI's taxonomy places the organism in Eukaryota, Viridiplantae, Streptophyta, Magnoliopsida, Apiales, Apiaceae. Gene Ontology annotation, cellular component: lysosome. Bases 158 to 1243 code for a protein of 361 amino acids. The record is from RefSeq and is a predicted model, not a curated record.